UAUUGCGUGUUCUCAACUAUUACUGGAUUCUGUAUGAUGAAUGCAUUACACUCCGUUUUGAAUUCAAGCGAUUAUUUGAAGAAAUCGACCGAAAGAAUGAAAAAAAAGCGUUAUUGUAUGACAAAGAUUUCAAUAAUAUGUAGUGUUUUGUAAUUAAGCAGUGUUAAAAAAAAAUAAGUUUUUAUUUUGAUAAAAGUUUAAAAUUACUACUGAGUGAAAGAAGUGUAUCGAUGUGGUUAAAGUUAUGUGUUAAUUAUGAACAUUCAUUCAUUUGACUAAUCUAUCGUCAAUUUCAAUAACGAAAAAAUUCAAGACAUAAUCAAGGUUAUAGUAAUGGAGAAAAACGAAGUUAUCUGUAUUUCUUCUGAUGAUGAUGAAAAGAUCAACGAUAAACAAAAGUCUCUGUCUAGUGAUGAAAAAGUUAAUGAAUUUAAUUCUGUAAAUACAAGUAGAGAGUUAUUGUAUAACAAUGAAAAAAAAGAUAUAGCUAAGCAAAAACGCAAAAUAUCAGAAGUCGAUGAUACAUCGAACGUAAAGAAUAAUAGUAUAGAUAAAAAAAUGAAGACAAAAUUAAGUCAAGAAGUGAAUGGUCAGUUAGUAGAGGAUAGUGACAAACAAAAUGAUAUUAAAUCACAAAUAUGUACAUCUACACCUGUAAAUAGUGGUAUUGUUAAACCUAAGUUGAUUAUUAAAGAAAAGAAAAAUAUAUCCAUUUUAGAACCAGAUAUAUUUCCUAUGUUUAUUAGUUUAUGUUUACAAAAGAAACGAGAACCGGCAAUGGAAAUUAUCGUUAAUAAACUUAAAAGACGAUACGAGUUAAUGAAUCCUAUAUAUGCAAAAUCGGAAGUUUUCCAGAAUUUUUUGAACAGAAAACGUAAUGCUAUAUUGUCUUCUGAUAAUAUGAUAUAUCAUCAUAUUAUGGAUGUUAAGACUGAAAUGAAAGCUAGAGCUAAAGGAGCUUUAAAAACUGUUCAAAGUAAAACAAAUAAAAGUAAUGUUUCUAGUGAUAUGUCAAGUUCAAAAGCAUCUUCAUCUCCAAGUAUUUUUAAUAAUACAGAAAUGAUGGAUAUAGAUGAAGAAGAUUACGAAGAUAAUACUAUGGAUCCUCAUAUAGAGAAAAGACUUAAGAAAAUAGUGAAAGUAAUGAAUAUAUGUGAAAAAAGAAUAAAAAUGUUAGAAGAGGCUGAAGUAGAUUUUGAUGAUGAAGAUAACAGUAAUUACAUUAAGCUUGAAAAAUAUAAGGAAAGAAUGGUGAACCUUUACAAUGAAUAUUGUCGUAUAACAGGUGAUAAUGCAGAUGCAGGUCGUCCAUAUUUGAGACCCAAGCAUUUAAAUCCAACUCAAAUUGUUAUCGUGGAUCAAGCAAUCACGAAUUUCAUAAAUGCAAAGAUCACUAAAAGAAACAAACUAAAAAGAAAUGGCAGAUUUACAGACGAUUUAAUAUUUCCAGAUUACACAGACAUUUUGAAAUGUGUUUCAGAUUGUAAUGAGAAAAAUAAUUUAGGAUUAGAUAAAAAAAAACAAUCUCAGAUCGCUAAAAAGGCAUUUACAAAUUUGGGAGAACAUUUACAACGUGCUAGACGCAACGAUUACUGGGAUACGUUUUCCCUAUGUUUGGAAAAUAAACAAGAAGAUCCAGCCUUAAUAGAUCAAGAUCUUGCACAAAAAUUACGUACAAAUCGAGAGAUCGGAGAACAGAAGUUAACUCAAGUAUUUCAAGACUAUGUGAGAAAACAAGAAGAAAUGAAUAAUUCCUCAUUAAAAAAUAAGACAAAUAUAGAAAAUGAUGACAAUGAAGAUCACAAUAUAGAGUCUAAAGAUGAGGAUGAACAUAGUGAAGAGGAUAAUGAAGAUUAUGAAGAUGACAGUGACAUUGUAGAAGGCGAAGAUGAAAAUGAUAUUGUAGAAAGUGAAGAUGAAAAUCAUAUUAUAGAAAGUGAAGAUAAAGAUGACAAAGAUAAAGAUGACAAAGAUAAAGGUGACAAAGAUAAAGAUGAUACAGAUAAAGGUGACAAAGAUAAAGGUGACAAAGAUAAAGAUGAUACAGAUAAAGGUGACAAAGAUAAAGGUGACAAAGAUGAAGUAGUUAUCGAUAGCAGUGAACAAAAUAUAAAGAAGAACGAACAUCAUAUCUUGGAAAAUGAGAUAAGUUUAGAAAAUGAUUUAACAAAUACAUGCGAGGAUAAAGAUAGCAAGGAUGUAUUAAUAACAAAUAUAAAAGAAGUAAGAUGUGAUAUAAAACACUUAAAGCUUGACUCUGCGCUUUUUGAAAAGACGAAUGAAUCAGGUUCAGCGAUACAAUCAGAUGUAUCGGUUAUUCAAGAAUCAUCGACAUUAAAUAACAAUGAUACUAAAGAUGAAUCAGAUGAAAUUAUGCUUUUGGAUAAUGACUGCGAUGAAACAACAGGAGGUAAUAAACCUUUACUACGAGUACGUUCAUUUGCAAAACAUCCUACAACUUGGGAAGACAACAAGCAAAAAUUUCAAAACGCGGGAAAUGGAGCAACAAAAGAAGUGAUUGAUCUCACAAAUGAUGUAGCUAUAACAAAAGUAGAGGUACCUAAUUUUAAAAUUCAGGCAGCAAUACUUCCUUCAAAGAAUAAAUAUAAAACUGUGCUGAUACCUGCAAAUUUGGCAAAUAAAAGUAUUAUCAAUGUUAAGAAUAUUACAAAUAAUUACUUAAAAGUAAAUCCAAGAGAUAUUAGUUCAAAUAAAUCGUCAAAUGUGAAAUCUUUAUCUGUGGUACAACAAGUAGUUGAUGUAAGUUCCGUUAAUACUAUUAUACAUUUACCACAUUCUUCUGAUCAACAAAAUACAAAUAAUAAUGAAAAUAAUAACGAAACAAAACAGAAUAAGACUAUCGUACACCUUCUUGUACCAGCAGAACAAGUACAUAACAACAAUUCAUUAGGAAUGUCUAUUAUAGAAAGUUCAAUAAAUAAGCCAAAAUGACUGCGAACGAAACUAAUGAACGAAAAUAUAUAUAUUUCGAUCAUUAUAACGACAUGUGUGUACAUUAACAUUAAGUAUUUUAUAUGUAUAUUUAAACAUUAAAAUAAUUAUAUUUAUAUGUAGAAAUCAAGAAUUCAUAUAAUGAAUAAUACAUAAAAAAUUAAUUACAAUUAAAUUAAUUUAAUUGUUAAAUGAUUAUAAAGAUAGUAUUAAAAUACAUAUGUAUGUUUUUUUUUUUUUUUUAAUUAUUUACUUUAAAUAUUCGUAUUUCUAUACAUUCAUAUAUUUCAAUAUUAAUCGCGUUAAAACAAAUUCAGCAUCUAAUAAAUUUUCUACGAUAUCAAAAUGAUCAAUGUUGUCGCGUAAUAAAAUAUACUCUACGUUAUCCACAAAAGACAUAAUUUUCUGAAAAACAAAAAAACAUUAUUUUAAACUUGAUAAAUUUACUACUUAUCUCAUUAUAUAUGAAUUCUAUUAAUUUUUGUGUAUUGAAAGGCUUACUUGAGCAUAUUCUCGCGUUUCGUUAAUGAAUACAGGAGAAUCACACUCUCCUACAGUCGCGAUUACUUUUAAAUUUUUUAUAGGGUUAUUUCCUUUAGUAUCGAGAAUAGAAAAACUUAAUUCUCUGAUAUCAUCUCUGAAAAAUCGUUAAAAGAUAUAAUGUGAAGAUAUAAAAAACGAAAAAUGAUACGAUACUUACUCCGAGAGUUUCAAAGCCUCAUUGUACGAGGUAUUGGUAAGAGGUCCUAAAUUAUAAAUUCCACCAGCGAGUAACAAACCUUUUAUUAAUGGAAAAUAUCCUCGCUCUGUCAUACAUUCGAUCCAUUUUGUAUCGUGUAACAAUGCAGCUGCCAAAUGUGCGCCGGCACUAUGACCACAGAUCCAAACGCAUCUAUAGUAUAUUAAUGUUUAAUAAUAUCGCGCGAUGUGAAUUCAUGUUUCAUGUAUGAAAUUUUCAUAAGAAUUAACGUAAUAAGUAAUUGUAAUAUUAUAAAUAUUCAUACCGACAUCCAGAAUCUACGGCAGAACUUAAAAUUGUCUCAAUCGCAACUUUUAUUUGGCAGAUUAUAUCUUGUAUUUUAACUGAGAAAAAAUGAGUUAAUUUUUGCAUUCUUGUUUUUAUUAAGUACGAUCUAUGUUAUUAUUAUAAUAUAUAAUACAGAUUUAAAAAUAGAUUUUACCAUUAGGACACAGAUCGUAACCGAUCGAUAUAACUUUAAUUUUAUUGGCGACGAGAACUGGCACUGCAAAUCCUGCGAAAUCUUUGCUUAAUUCUUGCCAGUAACCACCGUGAAUAAAUAUAAAUAUCGGUGCAUCUAAAAAGAAGAAAGACACAAGAAAAUUUCUAUAUAAGAAAGUUUUUAUAGUUACGUAUUGGUACCAUUAGGCAAAUCGAUUCCAUAAAUAUCAUAUUUCGAGCGCUCUGUUGGACCAUAUGGUAUGUCUAAUAGACACUUCGUAGCGUUUCGUGCCUUUUUCGUUACUGUAAUAUAAUUAAAAAGAAUUUGUUUUUUUAAUUAGAAUUUAAAUAUAUAAAUACACAUAGUCGUACCGUUCACUGCAAAAAUAAGGAAUCGAGACAUUAACUCUUCCGAUCUAUAUCUUUUACUCCAUUCACUUGGUGUGUACAGUUUCUCUUCCUAAUAGGAAACAAAUAAAUCUUGUUAAAAUGUAUCCAAAUAUUGAGAAAAUAUAUGAUCCAAUUAUUCGAA
Molecule: messenger RNA, 4664 nt
Organism: Vespula vulgaris
Lineage: Eukaryota; Metazoa; Arthropoda; Insecta; Hymenoptera; Vespidae
Gene: Daxx
Product: protein PFC0760c-like
Exons: 4
Coding region: 334-2952 (872 amino acids)
Molecular function (GO): histone binding
Source: RefSeq, a predicted model, not a curated record